This is a messenger RNA of Paramuricea clavata, 450 nucleotides long. The record is from the annotation of a GenBank genome assembly. NCBI's taxonomy places the organism in Eukaryota, Metazoa, Cnidaria, Anthozoa, Malacalcyonacea, Plexauridae.
AUGUUAAGUGAAAGCUUAUUCGAAAGCAAUAAAGCAAGUAGUGACGUGAGUUGGAAACCGAGCAAUCAUGAUGAAGAUAUUGAUGAGGAUGGUAGGAAAGAAGCCAAAAAGAAAAAGAAUUUGAAGGAGGCACAAAGUGUUGAAGCAAAGGGUUUCGUGCCCCUUGGUUUUAUGCAAAGCAAAAGUUGUGCACCAUUGGACAAACUAAGUUGCAAAAAAGUUUUGGUAAAGUACAAUAUCAGGAAGAGAAAGUUGCCUGAUAAAAAAGCACCAGCCAAACAUAAAGAUUACCAUAGACGUCGGCGUUGCCCUGUCAACCAGUGCCACUCUGUUUGUGUUUUUCGUUUACCAGCCCACCUGCAAAAGAUACACAAAAUAAAGACUUUUUCAAAGGAAUAUAUUGAUACCAUGGAGACUGUAUGUGUUGUUCUAGAUCAUGUGCUGGAAUGA